CCUUAAUUUUCCGUCCUGCAUUUCGAAGGGAGACCUGAAAAAGGCUAAAAAGGCUAAAAAGGAAACAGAAGCUAGCUGAAUUCUGUUCUUGAAUCGGCUGCUUCGUGAUCACGCAUCUGCACUUCCAUUCCGUUUUCUCUCCCCUACCAGACACACUGGGAGGAAAUUUCCAUCUCCAAUGGGGGUUCCACAGACGAUGGAAAUUCUGAGCGCGAGAGCCGCACUUGUGAGAGAGUCGCUGCAGAAGAGCCAGAAUGUCACAGAGAACAUGGUCUCCAUUCUUGGCUCCUUUGACUACCGUCUCUCCGCCCUUGAAACUGCAAUGCGGCCUACUCAGAUAAGAACUCAUUCAAUCCGGAUGGCACAUGAAAAUAUUGACAAGACAUUGAAGGCUGCGGAAAGUAUGCUGGCUCAGUUUGAUCUUACACGCAAGGCCGAGGCUAAAAUACUCAGGGGGCCACAUGAGGACUUAGAAAUGUACUUGGAAGCAAUCAGUCAACUACGGAGCACCAAUCGCUACUUUACUAGUAACAAAAAUUUCAAAAGGAACGAAGCUAUUCUUACCCAUACAAGCAACUUGCUUGUCAAAGCCAUUUCAAAGCUGGAAGAUGAGUUCAGACAGCUUUUAACAAAUUACAGUAAGCCAGUGGAACCCGAACGUCUAUUCGACUGCCUCCCCAACUCGUUGCGUCCAUCGUCAGCAUCUAAGCAAGGUGAUAGUGGUAGCAAAAAUAGUUCUGAACAUCACAACAAAAGCUUAGAAGCUUCCGUCUUCAUUCCCCCAACUCUUAUUCCUCCCAGGGUUCUUCCAUUGUUGCAUGAUUUGGCCCAACAAAUGAUUCUAGCUGGCCAUCAGCAGCAACUGUUUAGAAUAUACAGGGAUAUUCGUGGUGCAGUCUUAGAACAGAGUCUUAGGAAAUUAGGCGUUGAGAGGCUUAGCAAGGAUGAUGUCCAGAAAAUGCAGUGGGAGGCUCUUGAAGCUAAGAUUGGGAACUGGAUACAUUACAUGCGCAUUGCUGUUAAAUUGCUGUUUGCUGGGGAAAGGAAAAUAUGUGAUCAAAUAUUCGAAGGUGCAGAUGCUCUCCAGGACCAAUGCUUCGCAGAUGUGACUACAAGUAGCGUGUCAGUGCUACUAAGUUUUGGAGAGGCAAUUGCCAAAAGCAAGAGAUCACCAGAAAAAUUGUUUGUUCUUUUAGACAUGUUUGAAAUAAUGCGAGAACUGCAACCUGAGAUUGAAACACUAUUUGGAAGUAAAGCAUGCAUUGAAAUGCGGGAUUCUGCAUUGAGCUUAACUAUGCGCCUUGCCGAGACAGCUCAAGAGACCUUUGUUGAUUUUGAAGAAGCCGUAGAAAGAGAUGCCACAAAAACUGCUGUUCUUGAUGGGACUGUUCAUCCCUUGACUAGUUAUGUGAUAAAUUACGUCAAGUUUUUAUUCGACUACAAAUCUACUUUGAAGCAAUUAUUCCAAGGUUUUGAAGCUAGCGAUCCAGAUGCUCAGUUAGGAGUGGUAACUAAAAGAAUUGUGCAGGCCCUUCAGACUAACCUUGAUGGGAAAUCUAAGCAAUAUAGGGAUCCUGCACUAACUCAAUUAUUUCUGAUGAACAAUAUUCACUAUAUAGUGAGAUCUGUCCGAAGAUCGGAGGCAAAGGAUUUGUUGGGUGAUGACUGGGUGCAGAUACAUCGAAGGAUUGUGCAGCAGCAUGCAAAUCAAUACAAGCGGAUUUCUUGGGCAAAGAUUUUGCAAUGCCUCACUGUUCAGGCCUCAGGUAGUGGUGGUGCAUCGGGAGAUGCUGGCGGUGGACUUUCAAGAGCUAUGGUGAGAGAUAGGUUCAAGACUUUUUACAUUCAAUUUGAAGAGCUUCAUCAACGGCAAUCUCAGUGGACAGUUCCUGACAGUGAGUUGCGAGAGUCAUUGAGGUUGGCAGUUGCUGAAGUUUUAUUGCCUGCCUACCGAUCUUUCAUCAACCGUUACGGGCAGAUUGAGAAUGGAAAAGCUUCUCAAAGAUAUAUCAGAUAUUCUCCGGAGGAUCUUGAGCGUAUGCUAAAUGAAUUUUUUGAGGGUAAGACAUUCAGUGAACAAAAGCGCUAGUAGCUUCUCCAAAUGCUCUGUACAUGGACAAAGUUAGCGCAGGUACUUCCCCUCUCCCCCCCUUGUUCUUUUCUCUACAAUUUGUAUAAUUAGAUUCGUUCAUCCAUUUUUUAAUAUUUUCAACAUCUACAUGCUCGUAUGCAGUUUCUAGCAGUAUGACAAGUCCUUCCUCUUGCAGGCACCCUCAUUUUUUUUAAUGGUCUUGUUGUGUAUAUGUCAAUUUAUUCUCGCGAGCCUGCCUAGGAAAAUAUUCAAAGUUGUGUUCAUUAAUUGUAUCUCUAGAAAUUUUCAGAACCAUAAUAAUUCAUGUCAAUGUAGAAGAAAAAUUCCAAACGCUUGAGCUCGGCUACACUUUCUUCAUGUUUCUUUAGAUUUCUUGUAAUAAAGGGACAAAAACUUAACAAAAUUUAUGAAUAUGGCUGAAGGAAACGAAAGACUUUUUCAUCAAAUUAAAUAGGAUAUGAUUCAUCUUCCUGUCAGCUAUGUAGUGGUUUCUGUCCAAUAUACUUGGUGAUUUCCAAUCCUUGAUAUUGUAGUAGUAAUAGUAGUAUACGAUGCUCUCCUCCACACUUUCCCUUAUAAACAAACUUUCCAAAAUGCCCACCAGAACCUUUCCUCUCCUUAUCCUUCCUUCUCACUUCUGAGACCUGAGCACACUUUUUUCAUCUAUUAGGUAGGUGAACAAGACCUUUUCUUUGGUGCCUACGAGUAAGAAUUAAGUGACGCCGAUGCGUUAUAUAGAUUUUUUUCUCUCCUCGUAGUCUUGGUUUGCCUCAUGAAAGAUUAAUAUGAUUGCCAAAGAACCAUUAAAAUCACAUGAGGAUGCCAAGGCUUAUACUUUGGUGCACCUUGACCAACUAAAGAUACGCCAAGGUAAGCCAUCUGAUAGGUUAUAUGGAUUUUCCUUAAACUUCAAAGAUCAAAAGUAAAGAAGGCAAAGCCUUUUGAUCAUUCAAAUGCCUUCCUUCUGCACACUCAAUUGUUGGAGGUACACGAGGGAAGUAACUUUCUGUCAUCAAUCAUGGAGGACUGUUGACUAUAUUUGUUCAUUUUAUUCCGUAGGCUUCAACUUUACAUCGAUGUAUGCCCUCCCUCAAUUUGGAUAAUUAGUACAAUUUAUCCUAGAAGUUGCUAAGCUUGGAGAGAUUAGAGCGUCAUGAACAUGUUGAUGGUUUCCUUAGAACAUCAGGAAUAUUAAGCAGAAGCCUGUUAUGCUAUUAGAAUGGCCUCUGGUUGCUAAGGAAAAUCUUCGUUAGUAUUUUCGUCCACGUCAACAUCGACAUCUAAAACCUUGAAAAUUAGGAAUGUCACUCUUUGAGCUAAAAUAUUACAAUAAUUACGAAGGAAAAAUGUCUGAAUUAUAAAGCCAAAUCAUGAUAUUUGAUGGUCGAAGUUUUGCCUUAUUAUUAUUAGUAGAGGUCUUGUUUUUCUGUUGAGGUGGCUUAAUUUGUUUGUACAUGGGUUAUGUUAAUUUCGGAUAGGAAGUCACGUUCAUUG
This is a messenger RNA of Cucurbita moschata (crookneck pumpkin), 3586 nucleotides long. RefSeq names its product exocyst complex component EXO70A1-like. Gene Ontology annotation, biological process: exocytosis. The coding region runs from base 179 to 2089 and encodes 636 amino acids. Gene Ontology annotation, molecular function: phosphatidylinositol-4,5-bisphosphate binding. NCBI's taxonomy places the organism in Eukaryota, Viridiplantae, Streptophyta, Magnoliopsida, Cucurbitales, Cucurbitaceae. Gene Ontology annotation, cellular component: exocyst. The record is from RefSeq and is a predicted model, not a curated record. The transcript is spliced from 11 exons.